This is a messenger RNA of Durusdinium trenchii, 2457 nucleotides long. NCBI's taxonomy places the organism in Eukaryota, Dinophyceae, Suessiales, Symbiodiniaceae. The record is from the annotation of a GenBank genome assembly.
AUGAAUCUGCGCAUCAUCGAGGUGCAGGGACCCUCGGAGGUGCAGAUCUCCUGUGAGAAUUCGUUGAAGCCGCUGAACCUUCCUGAGGCCUCCUGCGCGGCGGAGGGUUUAGGCCAACUGCGCUUGGAGCUGGGGAGUUCCUUGCAGAGUGGCACCUAUGCCUUCAGCGUGCACGGGGAUUUGCCCACCGUGACUCCUCCGCAGAAUGACUUCUCCAUGAUCAUCCGGCAGGUGCCCACGGAGCAGGUGGCCGACGCGGCCUUUGGUGUGCCAGGAUGGCCUUUAGGGGAGUUGGAGACGUCUCAGCCACUCUUAGCCUGGAGCACUGCCGGGGUCGGAGAGGUGUCCAGCGUCACCAUCUCCUUCUUCAUGCGCAACGUUACGGGCGCCCUGAGGGCCUUGCUGAUCAACCUGCCGAGCGGCUUUCAGCACCGAGUCCGUGGCAGCAACGAGUUCAAGGUCUCCAACCCCAAGCUGCCGUUGCUCAAGGGCGCCAGUGACUGGCUGGAGGUGUCCCAGCUGGACCGGAUCGUGGUGAGGCUCGAGCCGGAGGAUCCUGUGGUCUCAGUGGGCAGCUACAUGUUCACGUUUCCGGUGGCCCUGCCGCGUGCCGAGCUGCUGCCCGCGGUGAAUUUCUGGCGGCUGAGCUUCUGUUCCUCACGCAGCUGCGUCCUUCCCACGGAUAAGGCGGUGCUGCUCUCCUUUCCAAUGGCUGGCUUCAUGCCUGGCGAGAUCUCGUUGCUGGAGCAGCACCGCCAGCAACUGGCGCGGACCGAGGUCACUGGCGCCCCCCGCGAGGCGGAUUCGGACUCACUGCAACUGGGCGCUCCUGCUGUUCCUGUGCGCUCCGCUCAGCACUUGACCAGAACGAUUCGCCUCCAAGAUCCCACCCCCAACCGCUGCCCUGCGGCCGCACCGCGCAGCGGCUUGACCGCGCAGCCGGCCGCCGCGCCGGCUAGCCGGCGGCCCGGCCCGCGGAAACACGGAGAAGACCGAGAUGGACCGAGCACGGAGCACAGAGCGAAGCUGGAUGAAGAGAAACUGCGGUUGAAUAUCGGUGGAAAGAAGGUCGAAGAAAGGAUCUCUUUGGCCUCGGGGUCAGCGGGUGACCGCAUCCCCGCGCUGCAUUUCCUCACCGACCUCCCACCAUCGGUUUGGCGGUUCCAGACCUCCCACCAUCGGACCGGGCGCGGGUUUCACGCGAGCGAAAAGGCAGACUCAGCCGUUGGAUUCGUUGGAACCGAACCUGGGCGUGUGGCUCCGUGCGGUCGGGGGAACGUGAUUGGAGAGACCCGUGUGGAGAGACGCAGUGGUGUCAUCACAGCAGAAGAGAAGGCUUGCCAAUGGACGCAAGCGAUUGGAACGUUGAUGUCCUUUGACCUUGGUCUGACCACCAUCUCUGUCAGUGGGGCGAUCUCGGCCUGCCGCCAGGCCUGGCGCCGAGCAAACCAGUUGAUGAGUCUCUUGCUACAGAGCCCGGUGCAGCCUGACGCGGUGGCCUGCAAUGCGUUGCUGACGGCCACUGCGGCUCUUGCCUGGGAGAAGGCAGAAGCGCUUUUGCCUCCUUUCCAAUGCUGGGGCGUCCGUUGCACACUGGUGACCCUCAAUGCUUGUGCUGAUGGCAGCGCCAAGGCUAAGCAGUGGAGAAGGCCGUUGAACUUGCUCCAGGAGGCGCGCGCCGCGCCGUUGGUGCCGGAUGUCGUCUCGCUCACCGCCAGCGUCACGGGGCUCAAGAAGUGCCGCGGUCCCUGGGGCCAUGCCAUCGCGUUGUUGGCCAACAUGGCCACACGGGAGGUGCGCGAGAACGUUUUGACUUGGAAUGCCUUGAUGAGUGCCUGCCGGCCGGGUGAAGAGGACGAGGUGGAGGAGGCGGUCCGAGCGGCCGAAUGGCACCAAGGACUUCAUUGCUUAGCCUUGAUGGGCCAACGGUCGCUACAGCUCAGUGACGCCAGCCGCAACGUCCCUUUGUGCUCACUGGAAGAGACCAGCUCGGAUCAGGCCAGGGAUGAGCUGAAGGAGAUGCGACCUAGGCCUUGGCGUCAGGUCCUGGCAUUGUUCCACACCUUCGAGGAGGAGACCUUCCAGCCGACCAGGCUGGCAUGGGGCGCGGUGCUGGGCGUGCUCGCACGCCAAGCCCUUUGGGCUGGGGCGCUUGGGGCCUUGAACACGCUGGUGCCGACCGUGGACGCGAGCCGACUGUGGACGGGAGUCGAUGCCAACGGCUUAAGGUGUCCGGCUUCCCGUCACCCAAGGCAGAUGAGGUGCACUAUGACUUGCUGGUGUCGGCCUGCGACGGCCAGGCCCCUGGCUCCACCACGCGGCGGCUUCUCUCAAACGUGCGCCAUGAGCUUCUCAUGCAGCACACGCCCGACCGGGUCACGUCCGUGACCCGUCCUACCACGGUCGGCACCGUUGAUUCGCUGCGUGGAAAAAGGGCGCCCGUGUUUCUUGAAGAUC